Messenger RNA from Esox lucius (northern pike), 1534 nucleotides. It is a transcript of the gene msx1a, whose product is annotated as muscle segment homeobox 1a. Gene Ontology annotation, molecular function: DNA-binding transcription factor activity, RNA polymerase II-specific; RNA polymerase II transcription regulatory region sequence-specific DNA binding. Lineage: Eukaryota; Metazoa; Chordata; Actinopteri; Esociformes; Esocidae. The transcript is spliced from 2 exons. Gene Ontology annotation, cellular component: nucleus. The record is from RefSeq and is a predicted model, not a curated record. Bases 85 to 936 code for a protein of 283 amino acids. Gene Ontology annotation, biological process: regulation of transcription by RNA polymerase II; embryonic morphogenesis.
UCAGCAUAGGAGCACCCUAGCAAUCUCUCUGACUCAACUUUUCUAUAAUUCAGGAGUUUAACCCCAUGUGAAGGGCGAACCUGUAUGGCCCCAAUAACUGCGAUGUCAGCUUUAUCUGUUGGCUUGAAAACUGAAGAGGUUCCCUCGCGUUCGGUGCUCGUUGGCAGAGGCGAGAUGCAGACCAAUUUAGGGCUGGUGACCGAAGAGACAGGGCUCAAGCCUAAAGUUGCGAUUCUUCCCUUCAGCGUAGAGGCUCUGAUGGCGGACAGGAAACCAAACAGAGACUUGAAAUCUCCAGAAAGAUCAUCUAUGGCGGGGACGUCCCAGGCGCUAGGGGUAAGGAUAGGUUCGCUUUCGAGCCUGGAUAACUCGGCCCCCUCCUUGGCUAUUGGGUCGCCUUUCUCAGUAAGCGAUAUUAUGAACAUGCAAGAGGACGCCUUGGUUAAACCCGAGAGUCCAGAAAGUCAAGACCGAAAUUCUUGGAUACAGAGCCCUCGCUUUUCGCCUUCUUCUCCACGAAGGUUAAGUCCCCCGGCCUGUCCACUGAGAAAACAUAAGACCAAUAGAAAGCCCCGGACACCUUUCACUACGUCCCAGCUCCUGGCUUUGGAGAGGAAGUUUCGGCAGAAGCAGUACCUCUCCAUCGCCGAGCGCGCGGAGUUCUCCAGUUCGCUCAAUCUGACCGAGACCCAGGUGAAAAUAUGGUUUCAGAACAGACGCGCCAAAGCCAAGAGACUCCAAGAGGCAGAACUCGAAAAACUGAAAAUGGCAGCCAAGCCAAUGCUGCCUCCGGCGUUCGGGAUUUCCUUUCCGCUGGGUGCUCACGUCCCCUCGUCUUACGGAGGGUCGCACCACUUUCAAAGGCACUCGCUGCCGGUAUCUCCAAUGGGACUGUACGCUGCACAUGUCGGAUACAGCAUGUAUCACCUUGCCUGACGUAAAGGAGAACAUACUCCAUGUUGACUAAGAAGUGUUUCAACUUGACCCAUACCGCAAAACUAUAUUUUGUUGCAUAUCACGACUGGAUGGAUAGACAUUAUUAAAGACUACCUUGUAGAAGUGAUAUGCUGUCCUCGAUAGGCCUUUGUCAAGUAUAGACAUCUACCUUUGCAUUAGUUUGAUGCCACGGUUGAUUGUUUGGUAUUUAAAGCUCAGCUCUCACUGGCUACCCGGGUCCACUCAAAACUUAAACCAUGCGCAAGUUUUACGCACCAGCAUGGGGUUUUGCACCAACACACAUAAGACCCAAGGUAGGUUGGGCUUUCAUCACUAAUGUGGACUAUGUCACUACAGACUAAGGAUAACUAAGAUUCUAUACUUUUCACUUGCAUUUAUGUCAAUGCGUAAAAUAGUGGGUUACUGAAUCUUAUGUCAAUGAACGCUCUUUGUUAAUUUCGGAGAACCACAGCAUUUUUUAAUUAUUAUAACAGCACCGUCUGUUGUUUGGAUGAUUCCCUUCGGAAGGGAUUUGUGUACUGUAUAAUACUGUAUAUUUGAAAAAUAUCCUCAUUUAUAUUGAAUAUAUUUGUGACAA